Molecule: messenger RNA, 2129 nt
Organism: Alnus glutinosa
Lineage: Eukaryota; Viridiplantae; Streptophyta; Magnoliopsida; Fagales; Betulaceae
Product: aluminum-activated malate transporter 10
Exons: 6
Coding region: 154-1653 (499 amino acids)
Biological process (GO): malate transport
Cellular component (GO): plant-type vacuole membrane
Source: RefSeq, a predicted model, not a curated record
AUCCACCAUCCACAUCCGACCCUAAACCUUCCAAUAUUGCAUGGCACUAGGAUCUUAGGCUACCAUUUCUCAAAGUUCCAAGGCUUCUAUGCACAUUUCUCAACCGGUCAUCAUCUUUUAUUUCUGGUUGCUAACAUAAAAUAAUUAAGAUCAAUGGCUUCUGAGAAGCAGGAAGUUAGCAAGGGAUUGGAGUGGAGGAUAAAGGUGGCAGAUGGCUCAUCAGAGAUUUUGGUUCCGGAGGCAAAGCCUGCCAGCAGAAUCUUGCUUGUUCUAAAGGCUCUUACUGUUGGGUUGGCUUCAAAAGUGUGGAAGUUCUUGCACAAAGCGUGGGAUGUAGGGGUAGAUGACCCCAGAAAAGUUAUCCAUUGUCUCAAAGUAGGGAUGGCACUCACUAUUGUCUCACUCUUUUACUACAUGAGGCCUCUGUACGAUGGUGUUGGAGGGACUGCUAUGUGGGCAAUCAUGACAGUUGUGGUUGUUUUUGAAAACACUGUCGGUGCAACAAUGUAUAAGAGUUUGAACAGAUUGUCCGGAACUUUUCUUGCUGGAUUUCUUGCACUUGGCGUUCAAUGGGUUGCUAGUCAAUCGGGAAACAGAUUUGAACCUAUAAUUAUUGGAGCCUCAGUUUUCAUCUUAGCUUCUGCGGCGACCUUCUCAAGAUUCAUUCCUACGGUGAAAGCCCGGUUUGACUAUGGUGCUUUGAUAUUUAUCCUUACAUUUAGCUUGGUUGCAGUAUCGGGUUUUCGGGUGGAUGAAGUGUUUGCUCUGGCCCAUCGAAGAAUGUCCACUAUUAUCAUUGGCACUACAUUGUGCAUUAUCGUAAGCAUGCUUGUUUGCCCCAUUUGGGCUGGUCAAGAACUCUAUACUCUAAUCUUUCGUAACAUGGACAAGCUUGCCGAUUCCCUACAGGGAUGUGUAGCUGAAUACUUCAAAGAUGGUGACGACGCUGAUGACAGUACUGAUAAAGAAUGUCAAAAGAAACUGCGAGGAUACAAAUGCGUUCUGAGUUCUAAGGCAACAGAAGACUCUAUGGCCAAUUUUGCAAGAUGGGAGCCAGCUCAUGGCCGUUUCAACUUUCGGCACCCAUGGAAACAAUACAUCAAAAUAGGGGCAUCAAUGCGCAGCUGUGCUUAUUGCAUAGAGGCUCUCAAUGGUUGCAUCAAUUCAGAAAAUCAGGCAUCUGAAUUAAUAAAGAAGCAUAUCAGCGACAUUUGCUUGAAAGUAAGCUCCAACUCUUCAGGUGUGAUAAGAGAGCUAGCUACGACUAUCAAGACAAUGAAGAAAUCAUCAAACAUCCAUUUCCUGGUUGGAGGCAUGAACAACGCAGUACAAGAGCUCCAAGUUAACUUGAAAGCCCUACCUAAGUUAGAAACUGCUGAAAAUAAGCCAACAGAGGAUCAGCCAGCUGCCCCAAAGACAGUGGCUGCAAUGCCUCUCAUGGAUAUUAUUCCACUAGUAACUUUAACUUCUUUGUUGAUUGAAAUUGUCACACGGAUCAAUGGCAUUGUCGAUGCUGUUGAAGAACUAGCAGACUUGGCUCAAUUCAAGCCUGCAAGCAAUGACAAGUGCGAAAAAGAUGAUCAGCUGAAGAACAAUUUUUUACCAGAUCAGCAGAAAGAUAAGGAUUCCAUGAAGGUCUUUCAACGGGUCUGAGUUCUACAGAAAUAAUUGUACGAAAUAAAGGAAGGGAGGAUGAACUUCAUAAGCAUUGAUCUUACCAAAAAAGGGUCUAAAUUUCUUAUAUUUUUCUUGACUCAGUAUAGCUGAUAAUCAUAGGAAAAGAAAUGCUGUAAAAUUGUAGAGAAUGAGUGUGAAAGUAAACAGGAGUAAAGGACUGCAAUGAAAAAUCAUUAUAGGGAAAUGCUAAAGAUCCUCCCCUCAUCUCCCUUAUCACCCUCUUUUCUUUAAAAAAUUAAUUUUUAUUAUAAAAAGGUGAUAAGGGGAUGAGGGGAUGUGUAGAAGCUCUCUUAAAAUCAUAGCACAGAACACAGUUGCUCGAUAUUCUAAUAUUCGUGAGUUUGAAAGUGCUUAGUUUUAUAUAAUUAAAUCACAUAACCCUGCUGUGCACCACCACCAGCAACUGGCAGUGGCACUGCAUGCUUUCCACUGUGCAUAGCAUUUAUUUAGUA